AUGAAAGGUUUUUUACAUAUGUUUCCUAAUUACUUGAUUGCAUUUGUGACUCCAUUUGAAUCUGCAGACCCAACGGUCAAGGAGAGUGGAUCUGUUCAACCAGGAACGGGCGUUGGAGACGAAAAGGAGCAGCUCGAUAUUACUGACCUGUUUUCUAAUUACUUGAUUGCAUUUGUGACUGCAUUUCAAUCUGCAGAUCCAACGGUCAAGGAGAGUGGAUCUGUUCAACCAGGAACGGGCAUGGGAGAUGACGAAAAGGAGCAGCUCGCUCUUAGUGAAGAGGGUGGUGUCAAAAACUCUCAACAUGUUCCAUAUGCAAAAGAUAAAUUUCCUGGUAGUGUCAAAAACGCUGACAAUGUUCCAUAUGCAUCAAAGGGUUAUAAAGGAAUGGAGCAACGCCUAAACCAGAGUUUAAUCAGUGAUGAUUACAUUUCACUUUCUUCCAGAGGAGUAAAUUGCCUACGGAAUGCAGUCUGCAACAUCAGCGUUUGCAAAUGCAACAGCCAUCUGCAAAUAUCUUUGAUAUUUUGUUGA
This is a messenger RNA of Trichobilharzia szidati, 534 nucleotides long. The record is from the annotation of a GenBank genome assembly. NCBI's taxonomy places the organism in Eukaryota, Metazoa, Platyhelminthes, Trematoda, Strigeidida, Schistosomatidae.